GCCAAUUUCUAUUGUCUCUGAUCGAGACCCGAGCUUCACAUCUCGGUUUUGGCAAAGUUUACAUGAUGCCUUGGGAACUAAACUGCAUUUUACCUCAGCUUAUCAUCCUCAAACAGAUGGGCAGAGUGAACGAACCAUCCUUACCUUAGAGGAGUUACUUCGAUCAUGUGUAAUGCAAUGGGAGGAAUCAUGGAUUGACCAUUUGCCCUUAAUUGAGUUUGCUUACAACAACCAGUACCAUAGUAGCUUGGGUGUUCCACCAUAUGAAGCACUUUAUGGGAGGAAGUGUAGAACACUAUUAUGUUGGGAUGUAGAAGGAGCAAGGCAAAUCUCAGGGCCAGAGAUAGUUCAGAUCACAGUUGACAAGGUCAAGGAAAUCAGGGAGCGUUUAAGGGUGGCUCAAGAUCGACAGAAAGUUUAUGUUGACACGAGUAGGCGUGAAGUUAAUUUCGAUGUGGGUGAGAAAGUAUUUCUCAAAGUGUCACCAUGGAAAGGGGUUAUGACAUUUGGUAAGAAAGGAAAGCUUGCACCUCGAUAUAUUGGGCCAUAUGAAAUCACAGAGAAUAUUGGACCAGUGGCUUAUAAGUUAGCAUUGCCUCCAGAACUAUCCCAAAUCCACAAUGUAUUUCAUGUUAGUAUGCUGAAGAGGUACAAAGUGGAUCCUUCCCAUGUUAUACAACCAGAAGAGAUCGAGUUGGGUCCAGAUUUAACUUUUGAGGAGGUUCCAAUUGAGAUUGUUGAUUUUCAGAUUAAGACUCUUCGCAGGAAAGAAAUUCCAAUGUUGAAAGUGGUGUUGAGAAAUCAAGAUAGUGAGAGUGCUACAUGGGAGACUGAAGCAAGUAUGCGAGAGAAGUACCCUGAGUUAGUAGCAACCUACUUUGCAGGUUAACAAUCUUGCCUAAUAAGUUAUGUUUUCAGCUUGUUGAUGUGCUUUUGUUGUGAUAGCCCAGUAUAGGUUUUUGAAACCUAAACAUGGGAACUUGAGGUGUUAUGUGUUAUUUUCUAUGUUAUGAAUCGCCUAUUCUAAGAGUUAGGAAAGGGUUUAUCUAUGAUAGACCAUGUUAAGGGUAAGUAAGAGGAGUUAGAGUACGACUCAUGGAUAGAUUUCGGGGACGAAAUCUUUUAAGGAGGGGAGAAUUGUAACAUCCCGUUCCGGCAAAACCCAUAUUUUGAUUGCUAGAAAGUUCGUGAUUUAAAAUCGAGCGUUUUAAUAGUAUUUCGGCGAAAAUUGGAUUAUCGAUCGAUCGGAUAAGUAUACGGAUUAAUUAUAUAUAUAUAUAUAUAUAUAUAUAUAUAAAUAUGGUUCCUUCUACUGUACCUCGAGUGAAAUCCGGGGUACCACAUACCUUGAGUUUAGAUCGGAGCCGGGAUCGUUGAAUUUAGCUCCGGCCAGGGUUUGAUGUGUUUUUAUCAAGAAUUUGACCCGGAGCCUAGAACUAAUAUUGACGGGGAUACUGCAGGGGAUAUUAGGACGGUCUCGAAUUUUAAUUCGGGGUUCGUUCCUGAAAUUGACGUUUUAGUACGGGAAGGUUUAACCGGUGUUUGAACGACCAGAACUGGUGAGGGAUUAGCACGGCAUACCGGGUUUGUCGUAUCAUGAUAAUUAUAUUGAUGCUUAGAAUUGACCUAGGUGAAUUAGAAUGGCAUGCUUAGGGGUGUAUGGACUUUUCUGCUAUAUGAUGAACUAUAGGCUUCUGUAUGAUAUUAUUGACUUGCCCUAAUCGAUAUGGACCUUGUUUAUGUUGAUGAUUGCAUAUAUGUUGCCAGAUGUGGGGUUAAUUGUGAAUAUGCCUUAUGAUGUUUCGAGAAGGUGAUUGGAUAUGAUUUUUCAUGAUUGUUGUAUUUGGAUGCACAAGUGGGAAAAUAUAUAUUCCCUGGUAAUAUUAUGAUGUUUUAAGGAGGAUGACUUGCACGAGGGUGUAUCCCGAGGAAGUGCAAUUAUACGAAUCCUGAUUUACCUAUGUUGAGCCAAUUGUGGCCAGGUCAAGUACAUGUGUAAGUAAUGAAUUAUGAUUAAGCAA
Linum trigynum is the source of this 2021-nucleotide messenger RNA. Lineage: Eukaryota; Viridiplantae; Streptophyta; Magnoliopsida; Malpighiales; Linaceae. The record is from the annotation of a GenBank genome assembly.